Messenger RNA from Helobdella robusta, 1314 nucleotides. RefSeq lists its product as hypothetical. The transcript has 8 exons. The coding region runs from base 1 to 1314 and encodes 437 amino acids. The record is from RefSeq and is a predicted model, not a curated record. Lineage: Eukaryota; Metazoa; Annelida; Clitellata; Rhynchobdellida; Glossiphoniidae.
AUGGAGUUGUACACGGUAGCGUUCCUACUGUCUUUUCUGGGUUCAUGCUUUAUUCAAGGGCAGACGAUAAACAUUUGCCCGCCAUCCUUCACUAGACUUCUAAAAGCACAUUCAAUAAAUGGAGAGCUGGUAAGCAGCAGGAACACUCUGCAAGAAUGUCUAGAUUACUGUGAAGUAGACGCCAAAUGUCUGGCUGUUGAUUUCAACCCUCGAGGAACUGAUCGUUGCUGGGUGCAUUUUGACGAAAGUUAUUCUAAAAAGGAUAAUCUCUACGAUAACGAUCCAGAUCCUUCUCAGUACAUAAUAAACAGGACUUGUUCCGAACAAAUAUCUAUGAGCAACUCAGAAUGUCCAUCAAAGUGGACAAAGUACCCUGGCAAGACCUCUCCCUCUCCCGCCUACAGCGAGCUGGAACUCUACAGCAUCUACUCUUGCUUCAUCUACUGCAGAUCAGUUUCAAAUUGCUACGGCGUCGUCUACGAUGAGUCCUUGUGGCCGCCGUGUCGCAUGUUCACGCGCGCCAUCGAUCUACAGCCUGGGAAUCUAAUCAGCCGUCCGUCUGCUAUCGUCAUUGCGAUUGAUGAUAGAGACUACUGUUUGGUAACCGAAUUGGACACGGAAAGAGGCUAUGGGCGGUGCACUGGUCAGAAAUUUCCCCCGCCAUCGCAGUGGUGUCCAUCGGGAACUUUACUCCACAUCAAAUCAAAAUCUUACGGCGUUCAACCUUUUUGCUGUCCGGGCUCCUACAACUCUGAACUUUUCCCCAUCUACAACCCCCAGCUAUCCCUUAUCAACAUAAAAGUAGUAGAUCCACUUUACGACUUUGAUAUUUACAAUUGCCUUAUUGACCAGAGUUGUGAAUUGGUAGCUAAAAAUUUUUCUAGUCCCUUCAUUAACGAACCGCUCUGCCAGGGUAGAGAGAAUGUGUCGUUUUAUAUGCAGAUAGCGUUCGAAUGUUCGAAACCAGUUUUAAUACCUAUUGGCAAUGGAGAUUCUACUAACGCUGCGCCUUCGGAAAACAAAGCGGCUCUGGUCUUAGGAGCCAUUGGUACAGCAUUCGCCAUCUUCUUCCUCCUGUUACUCAUUGCCUUUUUGCUCUACUACUUCGUCGUUCUCAGAAAAAAGUCGGGCGGAAAUUAUGCGAGCGGCUCAGUAAGAAGCGCCUAUGAGCCGCCGACAUCAUCAAACGGUGGCUACAAACGCGAACACAACGACGACGAUGGUUCGGUGAGAAAUUCAGCUUACAAUUUCGAUCCAAGCGGCAAAGAUGUCAUGGAAAUGGGAGAUGGUACAGAAACUGUUAGAUCGUUGUAG